Molecule: messenger RNA, 1149 nt
Organism: Candida albicans SC5314
Lineage: Eukaryota; Fungi; Ascomycota; Pichiomycetes; Serinales; Debaryomycetaceae
Gene: FGR12
Product: Fgr12p
Exons: 1
Coding region: 1-1149 (382 amino acids)
Source: RefSeq, a predicted model, not a curated record
AUGGUGCUAAAUUUUGAUGAAGAAUUGAAUUUGCAAGAGUAUACAAUUUCUAACCAGGGUUCAAAAAGAACUAGAAGUGUUAAGCCUGACAAUAUUAGUAAUAUACUUGAAGAAGCACCAAAUGAAAUACCGAAUAACCAACUGAAUGUUGACUUUACAAAUUCCGAAUUAGAGUACCUAACCUGCCACAGUUUAACAGCACAUGCGUUUGAAAAUAGCGAAAUAGAUGUAUCCCCUGCCAUUUCAAACCAAACACACCAGCUGCUAAGGCCAUCAUUUUCUUCCGAGUACGAUACAGACACAACUGAUCUUAUAGGAUUUGUAGAGCAGAACACCCAUCACGCAGUUACAACUUCUAACCGCUACAACAAGUCGUCAGAAGAAUUGGUAUUCCAAGAGAGUAUUGACUACUCAACUUUCCUUGAGAAUGUCCUUGAAAGGGAAAACAACAACAGCAUAGGAAAUAUUGAAUCAAGUAGAGAGUUUGAUAAUGCAGCAGCAAACUUGUUUAGCUCGGAAAACUGUGAACACGAUUUGUUACUACUACAGCACGAAUUACAGGAAACCGGUAUACCUAUUGAGCAAUUUCAACCCCAAUCUUAUAUUUACAACGAAGAGAAUGAUGACUUUCUAAAUCAAAGUCCAGCACAAGUCAAUACAGCAGCCACCAUUACCACAACUACCACGCUGCUGGUUCUGGUUCUACUGUUAGUUAAAUCACCUUGUCACGUGACUUCCAACUAUGAAGAUUUUGUUACUUCACCAAUAUACGAAUGGCCAAAUGACGAAUCGGGUGUAUCAGUUGACCUUUUGAACACAAUUAAUGUGCGAGUAGCGAGUUUGGAACCGAAAACAGUGAGUGAUGCAGUGAGGAAAACAAUACGCGAAGAAUUUGUUAUACAAGACAUGUUUCUAAAUGGACAAUCUCCACUACCACCAGAAAUACCCAGAUCAAUAAGGAAAAAGUCAGAUAGAGACGUUGAAUGGACUCCCCUCAGUGUUUACAAAGCUUAUACAAACAUUAAAUCGCCUACUAAUGGUAAAGAAGCCUAUAACCAUUUAGUGCCGUAUACUUCUUGUAUUGGUACGCUAAACUACCGACCAAAAGAUCACGCUGCUUGGAAACGGGCUCCUAAUAGACGUCGCUAA